This is a messenger RNA of Priceomyces carsonii, 906 nucleotides long. RefSeq lists its product as uncharacterized. The transcript has a single exon. Gene Ontology annotation, cellular component: nucleolus; catalytic step 2 spliceosome; striated muscle dense body. Bases 1 to 906 code for a protein of 301 amino acids. NCBI's taxonomy places the organism in Eukaryota, Fungi, Ascomycota, Pichiomycetes, Serinales, Debaryomycetaceae. The record is from RefSeq and is a predicted model, not a curated record. Gene Ontology annotation, molecular function: actin filament binding.
AUGGGAAAGCUAGUUUUCAAGGGAGACAAGCCGCAAAAGAAAAAAAGGAAGGUCAAAACUGAAGAUGAGGUAAUUAACAGAGAUUCUGAAGAAGAGCAUAAAAGUUUGGAGAAUGCCACAGGAUGGAUAACAUCUAACUCACUCAAUGAUUUAACUGGCCCUUGCAUACUACUUCUGGUGUCAGAUGAUAAAAAUGGGAAGAUUAUAACAUUUAAUCCUGAUUUAGACUGCUUUGAACUAACUAAACGGUAUGAUAUCGUACGGAAUCCAUAUGAAUUCUCGGAGACUCAGAUAGGCGAUUAUCCUGAGUAUCAUAUGGCCGAGCCUAGUGUCUCGACUCAGGUAUUUAUUAUUUCGAGCAUUAGCGCAGCUUCAAAGACGUUACCGGAAAGUGUUGGUGCAAGGAAGGGAAUUGCCAAGUCUUUCUCACUUAAAGCGAAUACGCAAUAUUUUUCAGCAAGCCAAACUACAUGGGAGCCUAGCAUAUCUCCAACUGUAAGCGACCUUUCACUUUUUCAGUUCACUCCUCACACUAAGACGAAUGAGAAGUUUGGGCUAGGGGAGACAUUCUGGACUAUCACAAUCUUGAAUGGGAAGCGAACUUUAGUAAAUCAGGAGGGUCGUCUUGUGUUUGCACCAACUGUUGACGUAUCUGAGAAGGAUUUGGACAAAUUCUUGGUUAGGAUUCAGAUCAAAAACCUGCAGAAGUAUAAGAAGUUCCUUCUAGCUCAGGAAGAGGAAAAAGGAAAUGAUAUCAAGCAAAUAUUGAAGGAUUUAUAUAAAGAAACGAAGGGCAAGAUUAAAAUUACCGACGAUCUAGUAAAGAGACUUAAGGAUUCAAUUAAGUCAGGAAACUUGAAUGAACAGUUAUUAGAAGAAAAAUCUAGAAUUUCAUCUAGAUGGUAA